AGCAACGCUCAGUCACUCAGUGAGCGCAGUCAGUCUGUACCCGGAGGUCUGACAGUCGGCUGUGUAAGGAUGGAAGGCAAAAAUAACGAUGCGGAAGCAAAGAAAGAGCCACCAACUCAAGACCUAAUCCAGCACAUAAUCGGCUCGUUCGGCAGAUAUCAGCUAUGUCUGUGCAUAUUGAUAUUCCUCUCGAAAUUCCCCAUCGCCUGGCAUCAGAUGGCGAUCAUAUUUUUAAGCCCAAAAGUGGAUCACACGUGUGCCAGGGGAAAUGCAACCUGCCCUUGUCCGGAACCCGAGUUCGACACGUCCAUGUUCACGAAUACCAUCGAGAUGGAGUGGAACCUUAUCUGCGAGAAGAAGUGGCUGAACAGUUUCAACCAAACCCUCUUUCAACUGGGGACUUUGAUUGGCAGCGUACUAUUUGGAGCGGCUUCGGACAGAUUUGGAAGAAAGAAGCCAAUGCUUCUGGCGGUGGUGGUCCAAAUAGCGAUGGGCAUAGGAGCAGCGUAUAUGCCGGACUACUGGAGCUUCACUUUCGCGAGGUUCGUCAUCGGAAUGACGGUCGGAGGGACCAUGGUCAUCGGAUUUGUGAUUGCCAUGGAGUUCGUUGGGACCCAGUACCGAGAUAUCGUCUCAGCUCUUUACCAAACGCCGUUCAACUUGGGCCACAUGACGCUACCUUUGUUCGCUUACUUCUUCAGGGACUACAGCACUUUCCAGAUGGCUAUAUCGGUUCCAGUGCUCGUCCUCCUAAUAUACAUCUGGCUGAUCCCCGAGACGCCGAGAUGGUUGAUCGCAGUGAAGAGGACGGAACAAGCCAUUGGGAUUUUGGAGCGCGUGGCUAAAAAGAACAACCGUCCGACAGAGAAUAUUCGCUCGAGCGUGGAGGCAUAUCAGGAGUCCAUAAAAAAGGAUCAGCUCAAGAAAGGAAACCUCCUCGAUCUGUUCCGAACUCCAAACCUGCGGAAGAACAUUCUGGCGAUGUCCUUCACCUGGCUCGCCUGCAGCUACUGCUUCUACGGAGUAUCCCAAUACGUGGGACAGCUAAGUGGAAACGUGUUUAUCAACGUGGCGGCCACCGGCUCCGUCACCUUAGUCGGUACAAUCGUGUCCAUACCUCUCAUCAGAGCUGUGGGUAGGAAGACAAUUCUGAUAGUGUUCAACGCGAUUUGUGCUACGUGUUUGAUAGUGCUGUGUUUUGUGCCCGAAGGCGUUGGUUCCGUGGUAUGUGCCAUUAUAGGUGUGGUAAGCAGUUUCAUUGUUUUCGUAACUGUAUAUUUGUACUGCACGGAACUGUUUCCGACUGUAGUUCGUAAUGCUGCGCUAGGGUUUUCGUCAAUGAUGGCGCGUGUUGGGUCGAUGGUUGCACCGUUUGUGAUAGAGUUAGGGGAUAAGGCAAGAUGGGCGCCACCUCUUGUAUUUGGAUUAGUACCGCUGGUGGCUGUUUUCGUUGCCUUGUUUUUGCCUGAAACGAAAGGCUGUGAAUUAAUGACGACUUUGGAGGAAGGAGAGCAAUUCGGAAAGAAAGAAGAAACAAAGACGGAAACAAAAACGUAACGUUAUGAUGUUAAAUUAGGUUUAUAGUUGUAGAAAAAUUUUAUGACAUUUUUGGCAACAAAAACUAAGAAAAUCGCAGAAUACAGAUGUAAGUUUUGCUAUUCAUAAGCCAGUCAAUUCACGGGUGAUAAGACGACAUGGUAAACGAGUGUUUACUUGUCAAAUCCUAUAUGAUUUUAGCGUACGAUUGUGUGCCUAAUCUCGGUUUAUUUAUUUUCUUAUUUAAAUAAAGUAUAUCGCAGACGUAUUCUGUAUAGAUUUGUGCGUAUACUGUGACUAUAUAGUCACUAGGCUUAGCCAGUCGUGAGUCGUGACGUCUGUUAUCUAUGCCACAGGGCGGCCCAUGGGCACUGGCAUUCACAAUGGACCAUGCUGGCCCUCUACAAGCCAUCUCAAUUGUGUAGACGGGGUAUGGAGGUAUGAUGGCGAUUGGCGAACGAUUUCUAGGCGUGGCGCGCAAUGUUGUGGCCUGCUGUUAUGUAGGCCAUUGUAGGCCAUUGUGUACUAGAAAGAAAAAUAGAGUGCUCUUGUGUAACUACAAUAAUAUGGACGAGUUCCACUUUUUGUUUAAUAUCUAUUUACAUUUCAUGGUUGGAUAGAUUGGUGGACUUCCUUAGGAGGAGAGAAAUGGUCUUCCUUCCCAAGUGCCUCUAUAAAAAGUUAGGGGAUACUUACCUAGAGCACAGUAUUAUAUUUCCAAAUCGAAUAGAAAACCGUUUAAGUAUGAUAAGAUGAAAAUUGUAUAUCUAUUUUAUUCAACUGUCUGUAAAUAAUGUAAGCAGGUUGUACAAACAGUUUUAUUCAAAAUUUUAAUAUCAACGUUAAGCCUCUUAUUACUUAUUACUUACGCCUGAGACGACGUUGGAAACGCCACUUGACAAAUAAAGAUAGCAACAAUGAUUAGUAUAACCGUAUGUAGUAAGUAUUUUUAUUAAGGUGACGCCGCGUUAAAGUAAAAAAUCGUU
Aricia agestis (brown argus) is the source of this 2522-nucleotide messenger RNA. Its product is annotated as organic cation transporter protein-like. NCBI's taxonomy places the organism in Eukaryota, Metazoa, Arthropoda, Insecta, Lepidoptera, Lycaenidae. The record is from RefSeq and is a predicted model, not a curated record. Gene Ontology annotation, biological process: transmembrane transport. Bases 70 to 1557 code for a protein of 495 amino acids. Gene Ontology annotation, cellular component: membrane. The transcript is spliced from 5 exons. Gene Ontology annotation, molecular function: transmembrane transporter activity.